CCGCGCGCGCUCCGGCAAGCAUGUGUCUCGCGUGACGCGUUUUAGUACUUCGCGGCGGCACGUUCGAUUUCGUUGGCGAGUCGGUCGUGAUCAGACAUGGCUCCGCGACGGCAAGGCGCGACCGGCGAACGUGAAGCCGAAGACAUUCACGGGUGCUGCGUUCCCGGUGAAUGCCUCCGCCCCCGGGAACCCGUACGCAUCGAGGACGCUAUCCGCGUGCUAUGCAACAACGACACGUGUGCCGUCGGUCGGUACAUGCACAGAGAAUGCUUUGAGCAAUGGGAGGGCGGGGUGCUCGCUUAUCUAAAGUCCUGCGGCCGCGCAAGAUCGUGGUCUGAAAGGCAAAGACAUCAGAAUUUAUGGACGAAGAAGGGCUAUGACUUGGCUUUCAAGGCGUGUGGCUGUCGUUGCGGUCGUGGUCACCUAAAGAAAGACUUAGAUUGGACACCACCAGGAGCCGCUGUAAGAGCUGACGAUGAAAAGAAGAAGCGGAGGCGAGCGAGAUCUGGUCGGACGCCGGCGGCUGUAGAUGCCCGCAGCAGGGCUUUCAGUUUAUCAAGUUCUGGGUCCUGUUCUCCACCAUCUGCACCUUCAGAGCCAUCAGCUAGCCCAACACAUGCUGCACCUCACUCGAUGACCCCGGCGAAGAGGAAUUCUAAACCUGAAAUAGUUUCCGAUAGAAUCAGAGCUGGUGCUGGAGCAAAUGGAAUAUUUUCAAGACGGCUGGACUUCUCAACGUUCAAUCUUCUGCCGAAGCAUAAAGUCAACUCAUAUCAAAUCAAGAUUGAAGAUGAGGGCAACCACGGCAAUGACGACACUCGUCUGUUCAUCCUAUCGACGCUCGCAGGUCAACACAAACCCCGUGUGUCUUGUGCUCUGUGCAAGGAGACCCUGCAUGUUUUCGACCGUUACCCACUGGUUGAUGGAACUUUCUUCCUGAGUCCUCGACAACAUACCAGCAGCGCAGUUGAGGUGAAAGUGGAAGGCCGAACGCAAUACCUGACGUGCGUGUGCAUGGGGUGCUUAGAGCGAUGUGAUCCUGAUCGCACGAUUCGCUGCCGUUUUUGCGGACAGAAGUGGGAUGGCUCGUCACUUGUGCUUGGUACCAUGUACUCUUAUGACAUUUUCAUGGCAACGCCUUGUUGCGCUGAGAGAUUGAAGUGUAACAACUGCUACAAGCCACUGCUGCACCCACACCAGCGGCUCAAUUACUCGGAUUACUCCCAUCCAGUGACAUGCCCACAUUGUCGUGUAGUCGAUACACACUUCGUGAAACCGCUGUCCUACUGUUUCACAAAACGGGUUUUUCCGCUGUUCCAGCAGUGGCCAUAACAAACGGCGGUGCCGGGGCCCUCCCCCGGCACCCCCCCAGAAACGUGGGGUCUUGCACCGUCUCCUUCGCGACGGGCUUCCCCACCUGCGUUGCGCCCAGUCGUCAAUACAAGCAUGGCAUCACGCGCGCC
Vanessa atalanta (red admiral) is the source of this 1463-nucleotide messenger RNA. RefSeq names its product headcase protein (gene heca). Lineage: Eukaryota; Metazoa; Arthropoda; Insecta; Lepidoptera; Nymphalidae. The coding region runs from base 97 to 1332 and encodes 411 amino acids. The record is from RefSeq and is a predicted model, not a curated record. The transcript has 5 exons.